GCCUGUGACUUCCCAGUUCCCACUUACACUAUAAUGCUAACUGUGACCCAACUAAACCACUCAUUUCACUUUCCUUCCUUCCCCCAAAAUCUCCAUUUUCCUUUUUGCCUUUUUCUUUUCCAUUUUCAAACAACAUACACCCCUUACUCCUAAUUUUAACUCUUUCUUGACUGUUCAUUGCCAUUAAUCCAACACCCCACUUGUUCUUCUUCCUAACUACUUUAUUUAUGUGAAGAAAGAUCAAGAACCAACCUUAAAGUUACAAUCUUGAGUAAAUUUUUUUUUUCUUUCCUCAAAAUUGUGAGAAUAUAUUGAACAAAGAUAUAUUCAUCUUUGUGUUUUGUUAAGAAAGAAAGGAAGAAAAUAAAGAUGUCUGCUACUAUUAGUGGGGUUCUUUUCCCCUUUCUAUUUUUUGUGUUAUUUAUUAGUUCUCAUAGUGCCCCAAUUUCCCAAGGAAAAGGGUCAGAAAUGGUGCCACUAAUUGAGCCAGGGAAGGCAGAAAAAAUGAUGAUUAUGCUGAAUAACACAAGGAGGAAGCUUGGGAGUUUUCAGAUUUGUGCACUUUGCACUUGCUGUGGUGGGGCAAGAUCAGUAUGCUUGCCUACUCCUUGUUGCUAUGCUAUCAAUUGCAACAUACCAAACAGGCCUUUUGGUACCUGUUCUUUCACUCCCAAAACCUGUAAUUGCUUUGGAUGCCAUUACUAAAUCCCACAAGAAAUCAAAAAGUAUCUCUCUUUCUAUAAAAGAAAAGAAGGGAUGAAAAGUUAAGUCAAAUUAGAUCUUUUUUUGGUCUUUGAUUUGUUUUUCUGUGAGUCUGAAAGGGGAGAAGGAAUAUCUGUUCUUAGAUUUGAUUUGUUUAUAAUUGUUUCAAGGACAGCUAUUUCCAGGUAAUCUUUUGCUACUUGAUGAUGGGAUUUGUGCCCUUGAAGUAGUGUUAGUGUUUACUUUUUCAGUAAUGAAAAAAUGUGAUUCUUUUUUCUAAUUAAGUAGCAAAAAACUUGGAUGAAGUACUAGUUUCAGAGUGAAGUAUAAUACAUAUAUCCAUUGAGUGUU
Messenger RNA from Lycium ferocissimum, 1053 nucleotides. RefSeq lists its product as uncharacterized. Lineage: Eukaryota; Viridiplantae; Streptophyta; Magnoliopsida; Solanales; Solanaceae. Bases 370 to 705 code for a protein of 111 amino acids. The transcript has 2 exons. The record is from RefSeq and is a predicted model, not a curated record.